Molecule: messenger RNA, 792 nt
Organism: Colletotrichum destructivum
Lineage: Eukaryota; Fungi; Ascomycota; Sordariomycetes; Glomerellales; Glomerellaceae
Exons: 1
Coding region: 1-507 (168 amino acids)
Source: RefSeq, a predicted model, not a curated record
AUGGCUGUAUCUCAGAAUGCGGAGAUAAGCACCCGCGUUGAGUCGAGCGGUUCGGAGACGUUCCCUACGCCGGUCAGAGUCUCAAAGCGCUUGCCUAAGUCCAGGAAGAGGGCCACAAGCUCCCCCAGCCUGGAACAGAAGCACCCUCUCGAGAGCCGACUCGAAAAGCGCCGAGACACGAAGCGGCACAUCCGCCACGUUUCGGUCUCUCAGGUCUCCACUGACAGCGGGUACUCCACUGUAGAGGGCGAAGACGACGUGCUGGUGACAUUCCCAUCCUUCGAGCAUGCAAAUAUCAGCUUCGACGAGAUGCUGCAGCGCGAGGCCCGACUCGCCCAGUACAACGAUGCCAAGGAAGACGACCUCGGAGACUGGGACUUUGGUGGUGCCGACAUCGACGAGGCGUUCCGCUACUGGGACAGGCACCAAAGCGUUGUCGACUACGACACUUACGCCGAUCGCCAGGAAAUCCAGGCGAUCUAUCGUGACCUGUACCCGACAGAGUAGGAUCGCUUCAGGGUCGCCACGAAGUCCGCUUGUGAUUUGCGCUUUAGCAACUACAGGACUGGCAGGUACGUUACGGUUCUUGUGGAGAGGGACAACCUCAAUUGCAGGAAACCAAAGGAAUGGAUAUUUUCUGCGUUGGGCAAAGCCAUGACUUGGAUAUUCUCCUUGAGAGGUCGAUGCUAGGUUUGCCUUUGGAAGAAGGAAACCCGACUUUGAGCGCGGCGUCACUGAUUCGGAAAGGUGGAGCAUGUUGUGGUAAGAACCACGUUUGGUGAUAUCGAUAUG